Molecule: messenger RNA, 2517 nt
Organism: Capsicum annuum
Lineage: Eukaryota; Viridiplantae; Streptophyta; Magnoliopsida; Solanales; Solanaceae
Product: heterogeneous nuclear ribonucleoprotein 1
Exons: 4
Coding region: 685-2112 (475 amino acids)
Molecular function (GO): RNA binding
Source: RefSeq, a predicted model, not a curated record
CCCUCUAUCUUUUAACAUCAAAACCAACGACCAAGAAAAGCAAUUCUCCUCUUCUCUUUUUCCUUCCACAUUACAUCAAUAUUUUCUCAGAAAAAGUAGAUAUAUAUAUAUAAGGAAAGAAUUAGAAGACAAGGGAAACCAAUUCUUUUUAGAUCAAAAAUCACACAAAAAAUUUCUCUCUCAUUAUCACAUAUAUUCUCAUUCUUAAGAAAAAAAAUAAAAAAAAUUGAAACAAAAAAUAAAUAAAUUAAAAAUUAAAGUUAUCAUCAAAAUCAAAACUUUUAAAAUGUGUUGAAUUAAUAUCUUAUUGUUAACAUAAUUUGUAUAAAAUCUUGAAAAAAAAGUAAGAGGGCCUAUAUAGAGGAGGAAGAACAUUGCCCUCUUGUUCUAGUACUAUUGCCUCCUCUUGUUUAGAUCUUCUUGAUUUUUCUAAUGUUGGAGUCGUUUAAUAAGAAGAAUCUUGAUUUGGGUAUUUGUUAUUUUUUGUUAUAAUAAAGUUUUUGAUGAGAGCAUUUUAUUAUUGUUGGGUUUUGUUUUCUUGGAUUUUGCCUUUUGAUUCUUGAUUUGAUUGAUCAGUUUAAGGAUCUGCUUUUGGUUUUGAUUGAAUCUGAUAAUAUUUGAUCAGUUUCAGAUUGUUGGUUUGUUGAUUGAGGGUCUUCAUUGUACUUCAUAGUAAAAGGGAAAAUGCAAGUUGAUUGUGGUAAGUUAUUCAUCGGUGGAAUUUCAUGGGACACAGAUGAUGAGCGUCUAAAGGAGUAUUUUAGUAGUUAUGGUGAGGUUGUAGAAGCUGUAAUUAUGAAGGAUAGGACUACUGGCCGUGCUCGUGGUUUCGGUUUUGUGGUCUUUGCUGAUCCUGCUGCUGCUGAGAGGGUAGUUAAGGAGAAACAUAACAUUGAUGGCAGGAUGGUAGAAGCAAAGAGGGCAGUUCCACGGGAUGACCAGAGUACGACAAGUAGAAGCAGUCCUAGUAUUCAUGGUUCUCCUAGUCCUGGUCCAGGACGUACAAGGAAGAUUUUUGUUGGAGGUUUAGCAUCUACUGUUACUGAGGCUGCCUUCAGGCAGUAUUUUGAGCAAUUUGGAACGAUCACAGAUGCAGUAGUUAUGUAUGAUCAUAACACUCAAAGGCCUAGAGGAUUUGGAUUCAUCACUUAUGAUUCAGAGGAUGCCGUGGAUAAAGUCUUGCUCAAGCCUUUCCAUGAGCUGAAUGAUAAAAUGGUUGAGGUCAAACGUGCUGUCCCCAAAGAGUUAUCCCCAGGUCCUAGCCAAAGCCCACUUGGUCGAUACAACUACGGAUUAAAUAGGAUGAAUAACUUCCUUGAUGGCUACGCACAGGGAUACUCUCCAAGUACAGUUGGAGGAUAUGGAGUCGGUAUGGAUAGUAGAUUUAGCCCCAUCGCUGGGGGUAGAAGUGUCUUUGCUCCUUUUAGUUCUGGUUAUGGUAUGGGUCUUAACUUCGAACCAGGCCUGACCCCAGGAUAUGGGGGAAGUGCAAAUGUUAACAGUAAUUUGAGCUAUGGACGGGGUUUGAAUCCAUAUUAUAGUUCAAGCAGACUUGGUGGUGGCAUUGGGUUUGAUGGAGUAAGCGGAGGAAACACUUCUUUCUUAAACUCAGCUAAUCUCAAUUUAUGGGGUGAUGGAGGACUGCACCAUGGGACAAACUCGACAAGAUCUAGCAACUUUGCGGUAUCUGGAAGUGGGAGCAUUGGAGGAGGAAACUUUGGCAACAGUGGAGUUUGGGGUUCAUCAAUUUCCUCUCAAGGGGGAGGAAAUGUUUCUGGCAAAAAUGGAAAUCUUGGUUAUGUGAAUAGUGACGGCAUAUACGGGCUGGCAGGAGGCUAUGGCAGAAAUGGCGCAAAACGUGGAGCCGCUAUGUCAUCAUAUGCUGCAUCUAGAGGCAGUUAUGAUGGAGGGGAUUUAGCUGAUUUCUAUCGUAGUAGUUUGGGAUACGAUGAUCACACUUGGCAUCCUUCGAAUUCUGAGGAGGAAGCAACUGGUUCUCUUGGUUACGGACUAGGCAAUGGACCUUCUGACAUGUCACCUCAAAGUUCUUCAGGUUAUGUCGGUAGUUAUGGAGUUAGCAAAAGGCAACCAAACAGAGGAAUCGAUGGUUAGGAGAAUGUCGCAGACCAAGGCUGUUAUAGUAGGUGAAAUUAUAUUCUCGUCAAAGUUGAAUCAUGAAUUUUGAAUACAGUUAUAUGAAGAUGGAGAAGUUAAAAGAAUUCGACUUCCUUUUGUAAGGCGCUUGGACUGGAGUGCCUGUUUUUUUUGAAGAUCUAGAGAUAGAACUUUGCAGAACACUUCCGUUUUAAAAGGAUAUUUUUUUGAGUUAUGUUUGAGAACUCUCUUUUUUUCCCCCUUCAAGUGAGGUGUAAAAUCAAAUUGCAGCUGCAGCAAUACAUAUAAAGGAAAUAGACAAUUUUUUUGCUCAAAUUUUUUUAUAUUCCAUGUUUUUGCUGUAAAUGCACUGAAUGUUAUGUAAUGGUUUCUCUAUUACAUUUGCCAUGUCUGUAUUAGUUA